This is a messenger RNA of Phycodurus eques (leafy seadragon), 690 nucleotides long. It is a transcript of the gene cldn35, whose product is annotated as claudin 35. The transcript has a single exon. Gene Ontology annotation, biological process: bicellular tight junction assembly; cell adhesion. The coding region runs from base 1 to 690 and encodes 229 amino acids. Gene Ontology annotation, molecular function: structural molecule activity. Gene Ontology annotation, cellular component: bicellular tight junction; plasma membrane. The record is from RefSeq and is a predicted model, not a curated record. Lineage: Eukaryota; Metazoa; Chordata; Actinopteri; Syngnathiformes; Syngnathidae.
AUGGUGAACACCGGCUUGCAACUGAUCAGCUUCACCUGCGCUGUGACCGGCUGGAUCAUGGCGAUCGCGGUUACGGCCCUGCCCCAGUGGAAGGUAUCGGCCUUUAUCGGCAGCAACAUCCUGACGUCAGAAAUCAAGUGGGAGGGCAUCUGGAUGAGCUGCAUCUACCAGACCACUGGUCACAUGCAAUGCAAGACAUACGACUCCAUGCUGGCCUUGCCUCCUGACAUCCAGGCCGCACGCGCCCUCAUGUGUUUGGCCAUUUUCAUGGGCUGGCUUUCCUGCACCGUGUCCUGCUGCGGCAUGAAGUGCACCACCUGCGCCGGGGACGAUCGACAAGCCAAGGCGGGCAUCGCACUCUCUGGUGGGAUUCUCUUCAUCCUGACGGGCCUAUGUGUUCUCAUUCCCGUUUCCUGGACUGCUAACACAGUCAUUCAGGAUUUCUACAACCCCAACGUGCCCAUGAUGCACAAAAGAGAGCUGGGUCAGGCUAUUUAUCUGGGAUGGGCAUCUGCAGUUAUUCUGAUGAUCAGCGGAGCAGUGUUAAGCAGUACGUGCCCCCUCGUGGAGAGGGGUGGCAGGUACCGCAGGGGCUACAUGGGCCGCAGCUUUGCUAAUUCACCUGCUUCUGCACCAAAUCUACACAAAACCAUCACAUCUACCAGUCUCCCACUUAAGGAGUAUGUGUAG